UAUUAAUAAAUAAGUUAAUGAUGCAGAGUUAUAAAAUAUUAUUAGAAAAUGUGUGAUUGUAAAAUAUCCUGAGCAAAAUGUAAAUGUAUUGUGUUAAUUGUGUUGCAAAGCGGAACGAUUGUUGUGAUGUUGCGACCACACGGACCGUAAACAAAGUAGAACAUGCAAGAGGGGAGGGUGCUUGAGCACGUUGUCUUCAGCUCCUCAAAAUAUUUGAGUGUAUUCGAUGAUUCGUGUAAAACUUCAAGCAAGUGAUUAUUAGAACCUCUUUUCGUUACAAGCAGCCAACGAGUUCUCAAGGCGUUGGCGUUGGCGUUGGUGUGGAGGCGUGUCGGCGUGGAUGGUGUAUACAGCAAGAAGGAGUCAAUAAAUGCCCGUUUUACAAAAAAGAACUUCCCUGUGUUGCCGUGUAUCGAAAGGAGCUACAGUGAGAACUCGACUGCCUCCGCGGGUAGAAGAGACACGGGAUCAUACGCGCAUGAGAGCAACGGAGAUUAACCUGCCUGUCAAUCAAGUCGAGUUUCAGGGCGUGUCUAAAGAGCCCGCCAAAGCAGAGUGGUGGGAGAAGAGGCGUGCUUCUGGAAUUCACAAGGACUCAGGUGUAUCACUUUGCAAACGGUGCUUUGUAUGAAUGUUUAAAAUCACUUGCUGACAUUGUUUUACUAUAUAUGUUUAACUGCAAAUUAUUAGUCAAACCGUAAAAUAGGAAGACUUUAAAGGUUUCUAACAGCGCAUAAUUCAACAGGAAGAGUGUGUAGUUUCAGUUUAUUCCAGCAGGUGUCUCAGUCAUUUUAAUAGUUAAACCAAGAUUUGCAAGUGUCUGUAAUUAAGACAGCUAUAUGCUAUAAGGCAUUUUUGAGUUUGACCAAGAUUGGUGAAUUUCCUGUUAAUUAAGCAAAGUCCAUUUUAAGGUAACUAAAUAGGCUUACUGGUAAUUUAAUUUCAUAAAAUAUCAAUUUAAAAAAAAAAAAGGGCCUGCAUUUUAAUUAAUAAUUAAAAAUAGGCCCAAGUAACUUCUUCUUUAUUAAUAACUGUUUGCACAAAUUUGUAGGAAGCAUUCACAACAUUAACGAGAGAAAACAGUAUUCAAGUAUAAAAAGUAGUCUACAUACAGUAGGUAUUUCAAAUUAUUAGCCUACUACCAAAUUAAAUUAACUCCUUCAUUGCCAAAAACAUUGUCAAUUGACAAGCCUCAUAUUAUCUCAAUAUGUCUGACACAAACUCAAAGAUUACAGGACAGCACACAAACUCAUUAGCUCAGCCUGAGGUUAAUGCCCUUGCUGCAGAAGGAGAAGACACUGUGCGAAGAAGCGGAAGAACUCAAACCUUGACGGAAAAAGGGAAAGGACUUCAAGAAGAAAAAUUGAAAGGCAUACAUCGCAGUUACAAACUUGCAUAUGAGAAAUGGAAGUAUAAUGCAAAAGUAGCCAAAGAGUUGAUGAGUGAUGAAAUCUCAGAGGAAGAUUUAAACAAGUCGAUGGAUCAUCUACAAGCAACAUGUGCAAAUGUGAAGGCAGUAUAUGAGGAAUUCCGUCAAAUGCAAGCUCCUGAUGCAGAUGUGCGACGUAAAGUGGAUGCAUGUGUAUCGAUGUCUGAGUUCAUGAUUAAAAGAGCACAACAACUCUACAUGCUGCCGCUGGGUGACGUCAUACGCAAAUACGGUAUUAGCUUUCACUGCUAUGCUGAUGACACCCAACUCUAUAUGCCCCUAAAGCUGACCAACACGCCAGACUGUAGUCAGUUGGAAGCGUGUCUUAAUGAAAUUAAACAAUGGAUGUCCGCUAACCUUUUGCAACUUAACGCCAAAAAAACGGAAAUGCUGAUUAUCGGUCCUGCUAGACACCGACCUCUAUUUAAUAAUUGAACUUUAACAUUUGACAACCAAAUAAUAAAACAAGGUGACUCGGUAAAAAAUAUGGGUAUUAUCUUCGACCCUACUCUCUCCUUUGAGUCACACAUUAAAAGCGUUAAUAAAACGGCCUUCUUUCAUCUCCAUAAUAUCGCUAAAAUUCGCUCCAUUUUGUCCACUAAAGACGCCGAGAUCAUUAUCCAUGCGUUUGUUACGUCUCGUCUCGAUUACUGUAACGUAUUAUUUUCGGGUCUCCCCAUGUCUAGCAUUAAAAGAUUACAGUUGGUACAAAAUGCGGCUGCUAGACUUUUGACAAGAACAAGAAAGUUUGAUCACAUUACGCCUGUACUGGCUCACCUGCACUGGCUUCCUGUGCACUUAAGAUGUGACUUUAAGGUUUUACUAAUUACGUAUAAAAUACUACACGGUCUAGCUCCAGCCUAUCUUGCCGAUUGUAUUGUACCAUAUGUCCCGGCAAGAAAUCUGCGUUCAAAAGACUCCGGCUUAUUAGUGAUUCCUAGAGCCCAAAAAAAGUCUGCGGGCUAUAGAGCGUUUUCCGUUUGGGCUCCAGUACUCUGGAAUGCCCUCCCGGUAACAGUUUGAGAUGCUACCUCAGUAGAAACAUUUAAGUCUCACCUUAAAACUCAUCUGUAUACUCUAGCCUUUAAAUAGACCUCCUUUUUAGACCAGUUGAUCUGCCGCUUCUUUUCUUUCUCCUAUGUUCCCCCCUCCCUUGUGGAGGGGGUCCGGUCCGAUGACCAUGGAUGAAGUACUGGCUGUCCAGAGUCGAGACCCAGGAUGGACCGCUCGUCGGGACCCAGGAUGGACCGCUCGCCUGUAUCGGUUGGGAACAUCUCUAUGCUGCUGAUCCGCCUUCGCUUGAGAUGGUCUCCUGUGGACGGGACUCUCGCUGCUGUCUUGGAUCCGCUUGAACUGAACUCUCACGGCUGUGUUGGAGCCACUAUGGAUUGAACUUUCACAGUAUCAUGUUUGACCCGCUCGACAUCCUUUGCUUUCGGUCCCCUAGAGGGGGGGGGGUUGCCCACAUCUGAGGUCCUCUCCAAGGUUUCUCAUAGUCAGCAUUGUCACUGGCGUCCCACUGGAUGUGAAUUUUCCCUGCCCACUGGGUGUGAGUUUUCCUUGCCCUUUUGUGCGUUCUUCCGAGGAUGUUGUAGUCGUAAUGAUUUGUGCAGUCCUUUGAGACAUUUGUGAUUUGGGGCUAUAAACAUUGAUUGAUUGAUUGAUUGAACAACUCAUUGACGGUGAUGCUGCAGUGAAUGAAGAACAGUGGCCAGAUGUCGGCUCCAUUUUAAAUUCAUCAAGUCCAUCAUUAAAGUCUCUAUACCUUCGUUUAGAACACAACACUCACCUAAGUAACCUUUCGGUCAAAAGAGAUGAUGCUGUGGCCGAAGCAGCUGCGGCCAAAGAGGUUUUGUCAGUGUUACAAGAGCAAGACAAGGAAGUCACUGAACUGCAAAGACUAGAGGCUGAAGAGAAGCAAUUUGAGGCUGAAUCUCUAGCCAGACAACAGGCAAUACAAAAUCAGCUACGAAAGCUUGAGCGCUUAGAGGAAGUCAAGAAGUUGAAUGCAGCUAAGGCCCGAGUCAAGGUGUACGACGAACUCAGUGACAAAUCUGAAGUCAUUAGUUUACUACAUAACAUCAAACAACCCAAUAAGACACAAACCCUCAAUGCAUCAAGUCCUCCUUUCAUUCCUCAACAAGCUCAAGUGCCAAGUCAUAAUCCCAGUCAUCCCAACAUUCAAUCAGUCCCACAAGUUCCACCAAAUUUGCAGGUGCAAAGUCCUGAUUUAGCAACUGAUCUCGCUGAGGCCAUGAGUGCCAAUCGUCUCCCAACACCUGAACCUACAGGAUUCACGGGAGAUCCUAUAAAAUACAACGACUGGAAAUUGUCAUAUCAGAUAUUGAUUGACAGAAAAGGUAUUCCAAAAAAUGAAAAAUUCUACUAUUUGAGAAAGUAUCUAAGUGGUGCUGCAAAGAAGGCUGUUGAAGGACUCUUCCUGAUCGGCACAGAGGCAGCAUAUGACACUGCAUGGAAGCUGCUAGAGAAGCGCUUUGGAGACCCUUACGUAAUUGGGAAGUCCUUCAGAGAUAAGCUGCAUGCGUGGCCAAGAGUAAGCUCCAAAGAUGGAUGCGAACUGAGAGAACUAGCAGAUUUUCUCCAGAGCUGUGAGGCUGCAAUACCUCAUAUCAAGACAUUAGAGAUUCUUAAUGACUGCACUGAAAGUCAGAAAAUCUUGACAAAGCUCCCAGACUGGCUUGUGUCCAGAUGGAACCGUAAAGCAUUGGAAACCAGAGAAGCGAAAGCUGAAUAUCCUUCUUUCAAAGAGUUGGUGAACUUCUUAUCAAGGGAAGCUGAUCUGGCAUGUGGCCCCAUAUCCUCUGUACAAGCACUCAAGAAUUUACAGAAUGAGAAACCAAGACAGACAAGAACUGAAACCAUAAAGGCAAAAACGUCAACAAAUACAACACAGAACACUGUCUCUUGUGUCUUCUGCAAGAAGUUUCGACACCACCUGGAGAAGUGUAGAAAGAUUGCUGAAAAGACAAUCCCGGAUCGCAUCAAGUUUGUACAAGAAGAGAAACUUUGCUUUGGCUGUUUAAAGACCGGUCAUCACUCUAGAAGCUGUGAGGACAAAAGUAAGUGCGAUACCCGUCGAAGAAGACAUCCAACAUGCUUGCAUGAUGACAACUUUCAGAAAGGUUCUUCAUCAAACAAAGUGGAGAGUGAUUCAAAUAAAGCACGAGGAACAGAGCAAAUCCCUGCAACUGCAACAGCAACUACCAAUAGAGUUGCCCAAGGCAAUCAAGGCUCACAUACAUCCUCAAUAGUACCCGCCUGGGUCUCUUCCACAAAACAGCCUGAGCAAGAGAUCCUAACAUAUGCGUUGCUGGAUACGCAGAGUGACACAACAUUCAUCCUGGACCAAGUUGCUCAAAGGCUCAACACAAAGAAGGAGAAUGUCUGUCUAAGGCUUUCCACAAUGUCAUCAGUCUCUACAGUCAUACCCUGUCAAAAAUUGUCUAACCUGCAAGUGAGAGGAUAUGACUUAGAAAAAAUGAUCUCACUACCACCUCUCUUCUCACGCGAGUUCAUUCCUGCUGAGAGGUCGCACAUUCCCACCACAGAGACAGCCCAAAAAUGGCCUCAUCUUGAACAAUUGGUCCAGAAAAUUCCUCCACCAUUGGAGUGCCAAGUUGGCCUACUAAUAGGCUAUAACUGCCAUCAAGCUCUUCUUCCCAUAGAAACACUAUGCGGAGAAGAAGGCCAUCCAUAUGGUCAGCAAACCGACCUUGGAUGGAGCAUUGUUGGCUGUUCCAAGCCAGCAGCUGAGUUAGAAGACCCAAUUGGUGUGAGCCAUAGGGUCAUUGUAAGACAAGUGACUCCUGCCGUACAACCUCUAAGUCGACUUAGAGGUUGACAUCAGGUAAAGGACUAGGUCCUUCAGAAAUCAUUAAGAUGCUCGAAAUGGAUUUCGCAGACCACUCAACAGACAACAAUCCGGUCUCUCAAGAAGAUCUUCUCUUCAUGUCACGAGUGAAAGAGGGGAUACGACAGAAAGAAAAUGGACACUAUGAGCUACCACUACCGUUCAAGAAAGACAAACCCAGUCUUCCAAGUAACGAAAGAUGUGCAGCUAACAGAUUAGCAGCACUGGAGAGACGAGUAAGAAAUAAUAAGCAUUACUGCAAAGAUUAUGUCAAUUUCAUGAAUGACAUCAUCACUAGUGGAGAUGCUGUCAAGGUCUCACAGUCUGAACUCCACAAGCAACCAGCAUGGUAUAUUCCGCACCAUGGAGUCUACCACCCCCACAAACCAGGGAAGAUACGUGUAGUCUUUGACUGUUCUGCACGUUUUCAAGACACAUCGCUCAAUGAUCACCUCUUAACUGGACCAGACCUGACGAACACCUUGGUUGGUGUGCUGAUUCGAUUCAGGAAGGGCCCAAUCGCCAUAAUGUGUGACAUUGAGAAGAUGUUUCACCAAUUUCAUGUCGUAAAGGAACACCAGGACUACUUGAGGUUCCUCUGGUGGGACGAAGGAGAUAUGAACUCUAAACCCUCGGUGUAUAAGAUGCGUGUGCACUUGUUUGGUGCAGCUUCGUCACCUGGCUGCUCCAACUUUGCUCUCAAACACCUCGCGGAACAAGGCCGUGGACGCUACACUGAAGAGGCAAUAAGGUUCAUCCAAAGAAGCUUUUAUGUUGACGAUGGCCUAACAAGCGUUUGCACACCUACAGAGGCAAUCAGCCUGAUAGAAGAGUCAAGAGCCCUAUGCAAAACGGGAAACCUGAGACUACACAAGUUUGUGUCUAACAGUAAGGAUGUCGUCAACUCAGUGCCACCAACGGAAUGCACCCAAAUCAAAGAUCAAGACAUUGCACUAGGAGAACACAUCGAACGAGCCCUCGGUGUGCAUUGGUGUGUUGAAUCAGACAAAUUUCAAUUCAGAAUUAUUGUUAAGGACAAACAGCUUACCAGAAGAGGAGUGCUCUCAACUAUUGCCUCUGUCUUCGACCCACUUGGCUUUGUGGCGCCAUUUAUACUGCUUGGUAAGCAGAUUCUCCAGACACUGUGCAGCGAGAAGGUAACCUGGGACGAAACUCUUCCAGAACAGGUCUGCCCACGGUGGGAGUCAUGGCUGAGAGACUUACCUGAAUUGGCAUCCAUGAGAAUCCAAAGAAUGUACUUACCUGACAAGUUUGGAAAGACCUCACAAUACGAACUGCACAACUUUUCAGACGCAAGUUGCAUAGGCCAUGGUGCCUGCUCAUACCUUCGGCUCAUAAGUGAAACUGGGCAGGUCAGCUGUUCACUCGUCAUGGGAAAGGCAAGGGUUGCCCCCACAAAACAGACCACAAUCCCAAGACUCGAGCUAUCAUCUGCAGUAACAUCUGUGCGCAAUGGUGAUUCCAUCAAAAGAGAACUUGAGAUUGAAGCACUACACGAAUAUUACUGGACUGACUCCAAAGUAGUUUUAGGCUAUGUGAACAAUGAUGCCAAGAGAUUCCAUACAUUCGUUGCGAACCGCAUACAGCGAAUCAAAUCCAGUACCAACCCUGCACAAUGGCACCAUGUCAAUUCUGAAGACAACCCAGCAGACAUUGCGUCUAGAGGAGCCAGUGCAGCCCAGUUGAAGGACUCAUGUUGGUUGAAGGGACCAGACUUCCUUUGGCAACCAAGUCUGUCAGUCAAAGAAGCAAUAAUAGAAGUGGAUGACGCUGACCCAGAACUGCAGAAAGCUUAUGUUCAUACCGUCAAGGCCGAAACCACAAACCCAUUGAUCAGCCGUCUAAGCAAGUUCUCAGAUUGGUGAAGAGC
Molecule: messenger RNA, 7191 nt
Organism: Nerophis ophidion (straightnose pipefish)
Lineage: Eukaryota; Metazoa; Chordata; Actinopteri; Syngnathiformes; Syngnathidae
Exons: 2
Coding region: 5330-7186 (618 amino acids)
Source: RefSeq, a predicted model, not a curated record